AUGCAGACGCACACAAUAAUUAUUGUUCUAUGGAAAUAUCGUUUGAACUUGACAAAACUACGGAAGCCUGGCAAUGUGAAGCUUUUCGUUGUUGGACCACCAAGGACCCUGAUCGACGAAACAAGUGUCGAUGUCUUUUACCAAGUUGAAUCACCGAUCAGGGAUCAUGAUCACCUUCAAUUAUUACAAAAGGUUAGGGAACUUUGUUCAAUGUAUGCGGCUUCACAGCGACGUAUUGUAGCUUUCGAACGUAGCCUACAGAAGGCAGUUGCCCGCAUUAGGAAGGAAAUGAGUAUUGAGUCACCGGUCAGGGACUUGAGACGGUUACGCCAAUGCUCCCUCUCCGGUAGCCCACAACCAGAACCAUGGUUGGAAGCGGUCCGUUCGCAAGUAGGCGGUUUCCCAGUAGUGGUGCGAUGUGCACGAGAAAAACCGCAAGGUAUUCUGCGUACUGAACGGGAAUUUCGGCAGUGGUUUAGGCGUACUUCUACGAUUCACCAUUGUGGUGAGUACGUGGUUCAAGAGUAUGUUGAAGAUGGAUACGAGUUCACCGCAUUGUGCACUGCUAAAGGAGGAUUAGUCGCUUGUAUUGCGUCCGUAGAAACACAUCGUACAAUACUUGAAUGUAUUCAAAGUCAACUGCCAUACGCUGUCCAGUUGUUCAGCGUGGAACAGACACGAGACCAUCUACCUGGUGUGGAAUCAUUCGUUACUCAGGUAAUCAAAGCGACCUUCGCAAAAGGCUACACGGGUGCUAUAUUUAUUAAAGGAUUCUACAAGGAUCACAAUGACAUUUUCUUUCUUGGCUUCGCCUUAGAACCAGAAUCAGAAACACUUCGAUCGCUGAUGGCUAUAUCACGAUCUUUAACACCGUGGGAGACGAUGGUGAUCGAAAGUCACUAUGAAACUGAUGAGAACCUCAAGAACGGAUAUGCCACUUCACCAUCAAUGCAUCACUGUGUUGUUAACUUCCCUACCGCUGAGGGAGUCUUGAUUCAUCAAACGUCCAUUCCUAGAAGGCCGACCAGCGAAAUGCGGGUGGCAUGGAGAUGUGCUGAAGGUCAAGAAAUGAACGACAGCACCACAAUAGACGAUAACGUCGCUCAGGUGUACCUCUCCAAUAUGGACCACACGAAUUUAAUCAGGGAAGCUCAAGAUAUCAUGCAAAACACAGAUAUCACCAUUGAUCGUAAUGUACUACUGGACCGUCAUUCGGUGUGCCGUCGUAAUGUAUCCCGAUUGAAUCCACGGGAAUUGAUCAGAAGCUGUACCACAACCGACUGA
Messenger RNA from Haemonchus placei, 1284 nucleotides. NCBI's taxonomy places the organism in Eukaryota, Metazoa, Nematoda, Chromadorea, Rhabditida, Trichostrongylidae. The record is from the annotation of a GenBank genome assembly.